Paralichthys olivaceus (Japanese flounder) is the source of this 1940-nucleotide messenger RNA. RefSeq names its product cysteine-rich secretory protein LCCL domain-containing 1-like. Gene Ontology annotation, cellular component: extracellular region. NCBI's taxonomy places the organism in Eukaryota, Metazoa, Chordata, Actinopteri, Pleuronectiformes, Paralichthyidae. The record is from RefSeq and is a predicted model, not a curated record.
GGAAAUUGCACCUGGGAGAUAUUCUGAUCGGUUUGGCGGAAAUUAGAGCAGGACGUAUUCUUUAUUCUGCAGCAUAUUUUCCCCAUCAUGAAGAGUCCCCUUCCAUUCCUGUGCUGGGUUAGAGCGGCAAGCUUGUUCUUGUGCUUGACGCAGACCGUCCUAGCCAAGGUUCUCACUAACUCCACACGUCUCGAGUCCGUCCUGGAGAAGUAUAGGGACAAAGAUGAGGAGUGGUGGGGGGCAAGGCCGAGAGGGAAGAGGGCAAUCAGCGAGGGAGACAUGCACCUCAUUCUGGACCUGCACAACAAGCUGCGUGGUCAGGUCCACCCUCCCGCCUCCAACAUGGAAUACAUGGUAUGGGAUUAUGAGUUAGAGAGGAGCGCAGAGCACUGGGCACAUACCUGCCGCUGGGAGCAUGGGCCAAGUCACAUGUUGACUCAAAUAGGCCAAAACCUUGGAGCACACUGGGGCAGGGACCGCCCCCCUACCUACCACGUCCAGGCCUGGUAUGAUGAGGUGAGACACUACAGCUAUCCCUAUUCUCAGGAGUGUAACCCACACUGCCCAUUCAGAUGUUCAGGACCUGUCUGCACUCACUACACUCAGUUGGUGUGGGCGACUAGUAAUCGCAUUGGCUGUGCCAUCAAUGUAUGUUACAACAUGAAUGUGUGGGGAAUGAUCUGGGCUAAAGCUGUUUAUCUGGUCUGCAACUACUCUCCCCCGGGUAACUGGUGGGGUCACGCUCCAUAUAAAUAUGGAACUCCCUGCUCUGCCUGUCCCGCCAGCUAUGCUGGAGGCUGCAGGGACAACCUCUGCUACAAAGACGGAGGUGUGGACAGACGACCGCCUCCUGAGAUCGAGGAGAACUACAUUGAACCCGAACCCGAACCAGUGAGGGAUAGAGAGCCGGAACCCAGGGCCCAGUCACCUGACCCCACACCCGCCGAUAACCGAGAGAGAAACCAGGUUGUCAGCACAGAGCAGAUGUCCCAACAGGUUGAGUGUGAGACCAAGCUGAGAGAUCAGUGCAAGGGAACAACCUGUAACAGGUACGAGUGUCCGCCUGGCUGCUUUCACAGGCCUGGAAAAGUAGUUGGGACUGGAUAUUUUGACAUGCAGUCCAGCGUGUGUGGAGCUGCGUUACACUCUGGUGUCAUUGAUGAUGAUGGAGGAUGGCUGGAUGUGACCCGACUGGGCAGAAAACAACAGUUCACCAAAUCAUACAAGAAUGGUAUUCAAUCAAUUGGGAAAAACAGAAGUGCAAAUUCCUUCAAAGUGGAGACAGUGCCUGUCAAGGCGGUAACAUGUGACACCACUGUGGCUCUUUUCUGUCCUUUCAAGAAACCUACACGACAUUGUCCCAGGUUGUAUUGUCCCAGGAACUGUUUGCGUGACAAUAGAGGACGAGUCGUUGGGACAAAGUAUUACUCAGAUAAAUCAAGCAUCUGCAGAGCAGCCAUUCAUGCUGGAGUGAUCCAGAACGAGUCUGGAGGUUACCUUGAUGUGAUGCCAGUGGACAAAAGGAAGCAGUACAGUGGCAGCUACACGAAUGGCAUCACUUCAGAGAGCCUUGUGAACCCAACAGGAGGAAAAGCCUUCAGAGUGUUUGCAGUCAUCUGAAAAACCGCUCUCACAGGGCAGAGCACCGUCGAACAUGGCCACUUCACACGCAACAAACCCACUCAUUACUGUCGUACAACCAGUAAUUACAUUCAGCCCUGCAGUCAAUAAGUCAGCGUUUUUAUCCCCGGACACUAAAAGUGUAACAUGACGUUUAUCAAGGCUUCCCUCAUAAGUUUGGUCAUGAUUCCAAAUAUAGCACAAGAUAGAAUUCUUGGUGAGUGACGAUCUCGGAUGACUUUCAUCUUACGUCUUCUUAGAGACGGCCAUAAUGAUCACAUCAGGCUCCCAUGCAUCAUUACUGACAUGAUAUCAUAACA